Molecule: messenger RNA, 1553 nt
Organism: Anopheles nili
Lineage: Eukaryota; Metazoa; Arthropoda; Insecta; Diptera; Culicidae
Exons: 3
Coding region: 619-924 (101 amino acids)
Source: RefSeq, a predicted model, not a curated record
CCGACCGUUGGUUUGUGCUGUGUUGUGUACGUGCUGCUGUGGUUCGUGCCAGAAGCCACAGUUAUUGGGGCUGAAAAGCUGACCGAGACGCCCCAAAAGAAAACAACAACAAAACAUAAUAACGACCCUGAAACUGAAAGUCAUCGAGUACGUCUUGGCUGAGUCUCCGAGAUCGCAAAGUGCGCCAGCGCUGUUUUUUCGGUUCAGCCCCGUAGCCCGAGCAACCAAUUCAUACCACCCGGAGACAGGUUCACUAUCGGCACUAUCAGCAAAUUGCAAUUUUAGCUGCCAAAAGCCGACAAGUACGGCUUUUAUCGGCCGCGCACUGAUAGACGUGUUUCGUGUUUCUGUACGUGAGCUCGGGCGUAGGUGGAAAAAGGUGGCCAAGGCGGUUUGCUUGUGCGAUUUUGUUGGGAGCGAAUUUUCGACGGUUGGCCAAAGGUCGAUCGAGCUGCGGGAAACCGUCACGAACGCCCAUUACGCCAGACGCGCUGGAAUCGAUAACACCGUAAUCGGAGCAACCCGUGUGGCCCGUGGUGAGGUGUUUGUUUAGGUGUUUUGCGUUCAGUGGCGAAACGCAGCAGGCCACCGACUGGCGCAGAAUUUUGGUAGUGUUGUAUGGAAAGCAUGACUAUCUCAGCUAUUCCACCGCAGGAACCCGUCUGGUGUCUGGACCGGCGGGAUUCGGGCCAUCUGUUUUGGCGCCGAGAGUCGUCCAAGGUGAAGUUUCGCUACGACGUGGAGGUGCUGGAGUUCACAAAGGAUCCGUAUGAGGACCAGCUGCUGAUCACGGAUAGCGAGUUGCAUCGCGCGAAACAGGAGCACGCUGGAGCCUUGUCCAAUAUGAUAGUCGUUUGCGCCACGUGUGUCGCCGCGAUCGCUGUGACGGUUGUUUUACCGUGGUUCCUGAUCGGAUCGACUUAAGCCGGAUCGUCCUCUCACGAUGUACACGCCCGCUAUGUCAGAGGUGUAACUGCGGCGCAUAGUUCUGGGGUUGUGAGAUGGUGGAGGAUGGUUUGUAAAUUGCCUUGGCCAUAAAGGCAACCUUAUUGUGAUAGCUGUACCUAAUCGAGUGAAUGGUUAGGGACAUGUUUUCUCCAAAAAAUGUUUUUCCUAGCUUUUAAGAAGUUCGCGUUUUCAUCUUGGCACACGAAGGACGGAAAUGGUUCUUCUUAAUCGACCAAUUUUUUUUAACUCUUGUUCUAAGAAGAGCUUUGCGAAUGUGUAUAUAGGAGUUAGCCCGUAAGAUGAAGUAGAAUAAUGAACAAAAAAGGUUAUUUGCAUAUCUUCCUCAACACUAAAUCCAGCUGAAAGCAAAUUAAACGCACCAAGUCAGUGUGCAAUGUAUUAAAUCGUAAAAGAAUAAUCCGUAUUCUGCACAUAGCGCAAAAUGAACGAAGGGUAGAUGAUAUCGUGCAGUUAUUGCGAGCGUUCUAAUGGAAUAUUGCAGCAGCAACACAUAAUUCAGUUUGACGGUGUAAGGGAAUUAAUUUUACAACAAGCAUGGUUGUAUUACUGUUAUGCAUAAGUGAACAAUAAAAGUGAAAUGAUGA